CACUGCUUUGUGCCUGAGUCUCUCCUCCUCCCCCCCAUCUCAGGUCUGAGCACUAGAAGCAUGGGCAGCCCCAGCCCCCCCAGCACCCCUUUCUGCCUGCACUACUUCGACAUGCUCUACUCGGAGGACGUCGCGUGGGCUGCCAAAGGGAUGGGGGAGACCUCCCAGAGCGGCGUCCAGGGGGGGCGAGGGGAGGUGAAGAAGGAGCCGGAGCAAUGCCCCAUCAUCGACAGCCAAGGUUUGGGUCUGGGGGGCGAUGGGGAGCUGCAGGGGGGGCUGCCCUUGGAGGAGCACUCGCUGGAGCAGAUGCAGAGCAUGGUGGUGGGCGAAGUGCUGAAGGACAUCGAGACGGCGUGCAAGCUGCUCAACAUUGCUGCAGACCCCGCAGACUGGAGCCCUGGAAACGUGCAGAAGUGGAUCUUAUGGACGGAGCAUCAGUACCGACUGCCACAGCUCGGGAAGUCCUUCCAGGAGCUGUCAGGGAAGGAGCUGUGUGCCAUGUCGGAGGAGCAGUUCUGCCAACGCUCGCCCGUCUGCGGCGAUGUCCUCCAUGCACACCUCGACAUCUGGAAGUCGGCUGCGUGGAUGAAGGAAAAAGCUGCCCCGGGGGAUGUGAGAUACUGCGGGGGUGACAGCGGAUGGGCGGACAGCGAGGUGGACUCAUCCUGCGCCGGGCAGCCCAUCCACCUCUGGCAGUUCCUGAAGGAGCUGCUGCUGAAACCCCACAAUUACGGACGCUUCAUCCGUUGGCUCAACAAGGAGAAAGGGAUCUUCAAGAUCGAGGACUCGGCGCAGGUGGCCCGUCUGUGGGGCAUCCGGAAGAACCGCCCAGCCAUGAACUACGACAAACUGAGCCGCUCCAUCCGGCAGUACUACAAAAAGGGCAUCAUCCGCAAACCCGACAUCUCGCAGCGCCUCGUCUACCAGUUUGUGCACCCGCUCUGAGGGACUGAGCCUCGGGGGCGGGGGGGACUCUCACUGCCCUCCCCGACCUCAUCAUCGUCUUCCAGCGCUUUAGGACCGUGGUUGGGGUCAUCCCUGUGGACCAUAAGGACCCUUCUGUCCCCAGAGCCCGUACUUGGAGUGGGGAUGAGCCCAGAGAGCAUUGCUUUGUGCCCAGCUCCAGGGCCAGGACAAUGCAUGGAGUGGA
This is a messenger RNA of Phasianus colchicus (ring-necked pheasant), 1150 nucleotides long. RefSeq names its product SAM pointed domain containing ETS transcription factor (gene SPDEF). Gene Ontology annotation, molecular function: sequence-specific DNA binding; DNA-binding transcription factor activity, RNA polymerase II-specific. The record is from RefSeq and is a predicted model, not a curated record. Gene Ontology annotation, biological process: cell differentiation; regulation of transcription by RNA polymerase II. NCBI's taxonomy places the organism in Eukaryota, Metazoa, Chordata, Aves, Galliformes, Phasianidae. Gene Ontology annotation, cellular component: nucleus.